This is a messenger RNA of Laetiporus sulphureus 93-53, 534 nucleotides long. Its product is annotated as DUF1783-domain-containing protein. Gene Ontology annotation, biological process: mitochondrial respiratory chain complex IV assembly. NCBI's taxonomy places the organism in Eukaryota, Fungi, Basidiomycota, Agaricomycetes, Polyporales, Laetiporaceae. The coding region runs from base 1 to 534 and encodes 177 amino acids. Gene Ontology annotation, cellular component: mitochondrial inner membrane. The transcript is spliced from 6 exons. The record is from RefSeq and is a predicted model, not a curated record.
AUGUCCAGUUUAUUGUCCAGAAGGUUGGUCAAAGAUUCCCCGGAGGCGGAGGUCUUCGCGGCGCCAUCCAAGCCCCGUCCCUACAAGCAGCCACAGAGAGACUUACCUCCUCUCCAGAGGCGGUGGCCCAUCAUCCUCGCGUUCAGCACCGUCGGCGUCGCCUCCUGGGGCGCGUUCCUCGCAUGGAGCCAUAACCAGGAGAGGCUUCAUAGCUCAAUCGUCCGGCAGAUACUGGAGAACCUGCGUGACAGUCCUGAGCUGAACGCGGUGCUGGGCGACGCGAUCCGCCCCGAGCCCAUCUGGUGGCUGAACGGCGACCCCUGGAUCAACGGUUCGGUCCAUAUGAUGCAGGGCAACAUUGAUGUGAGCUUCAGGAUCAAGGGCCACAGGGGCAUUACUCACCCAUAUGCAGGCUCAGGAACAUUAUAUUUCACAAGCAUACGUAAAGCCAAAGGCGAACCAUUCACCAUCAUUCGUUAUAAGGUCAUAGCCGACGAUGGCACUGAGGUUGACAUUCCGUCACAAUCACACUAA